GACCUCCUCGGUGCUUCGUUCGCAGCGCGCUGUGUUCCUUUAAAAGGUUGAGCUCCGGGUGUGCGGGUCUCUGCGCACUGGAUCGGUCCUCCUCUCGGCUCAGCUGUGCACCUUCCAGCAGUGACAUGGCAUAGAGGCGCUGUGCUGUCAGCCAGCAGCAGCAGCAGCAGCAUCCUGCGCCAUGGACGCUCUCCGGCAGCCGAAGCGGAGCGCGAUGAUGUCCGCUUGGAUUUUACUGAACACUGUGUCGGGGCUGAGGGCGGGGGACGGAGGAAUAGAAGAACUUGCCACCGAGAAGGAGGCUGAGGAAAGUCACCGACAGGACAGCUUCAACAUGCUGACAUUUAUUCUCCUGCUGACCUUAACCAUCCUCACCAUCUGGCUGUUCAAGCACAGGCGGGUUCGGUUCCUCCAUGAAACCGGGCUGGCAAUGAUUUACGGUUUGCUGGUGGGCGUGAUUCUGCGUUACGGCAUCCCUGCUACCAGCUAUCACAACAAGACCCCUGCGAGCUGCUCGCUGAAGGAAGGACCUGCCAGCACCCUGCUGCUGAAUGUCAGCGGCAAGUUCUUCGAGUACACCCUCAAAGGGGAGAUCAACUCCAGAGAGAUUCACAACGUGGAGCAGAAUGAUAUGCUGCGGAAGGUGACCUUUGACCCUGAGGUGUUCUUUAACAUAUUGCUGCCUCCAAUCAUUUUCCAUGCUGGGUACAGCCUAAAGAAGAGGCACUUCUUCAGGAACCUCGGCUCCAUCAUAACCUACGCCUUUCUGGGCACGGCCAUCUCAUGUUUUGUGAUUGGGAACCUGAUGUACGGCGUGGUCAAGCUGAUGCAGGUGGUCGGUCAGCUGAUGGGGAAGUUUUACUACACCGACUGCCUUUUCUUUGGUGCCAUCAUCUCUGCCACAGACCCAGUGACCGUGUUGGCCAUCUUUAAUGAGCUGCACGCAGACGGGGACCUUUACGCUCUGCUGUUUGGAGAAAGCGUCAUGAAUGAUGCAGUGGCCAUCGUGCUUUCCUCGUCCAUUGUGGCCUACCAGCCCACCGGUGCCAACACACACCAGUUUGAUGCUUCAGCUUUUUUCAAGUCGGUGGGGAUUUUCCUCGGUAUUUUCAGCGGCUCGUUCGUGAUGGGCGCAGCCACCGGCGUGGUCACCGCUCUCGUCACCAAGUUCACCAAGCUGCAUUGCUUCCCGCUGCUGGAGACUGCCCUCUUCUUCCUCAUGUCCUGGAGCACGUUCCUGCUUGCCGAGGCCUGCGGCUUCACAGGCGUUGUGGCUGUGCUGUUUUGUGGCAUCACGCAGGCUCACUACACCUACAACAACCUCUCUGAAGAGUCCACAAAGCGCACCAAACAGCUUUUUGAGGUCCUUCACUUCCUGGCUGAGAAUUUCAUCUUUUCCUACAUGGGCUUGGCUCUUUUCACCUUCCAGAAUCAUAUUUUCAGCCCCAUCUUCAUCAUUGGAGCCUUUAUUGCCAUUUUCAUUGGAAGAGCUCUCAACAUUUACCCGCUCUCCUUUCUUCUCAACCUGGGUCGAAGGCACAAGAUCAAGGGAAACUUCCAGCACAUGAUGAUGUUUGCAGGUAUGGAAAGAGACCUUUCUGUCUUUUUAGUUUUCACUCAUCAUGUCAGGCUGGGUAAUUUCUGGAUGUCCCUUUCUGCAGGUCUGCGCGGGGCGAUGGCCUUCGCCUUGGCCAUCCGUGACACGGCUACGUACGCCCGUCAGAUGAUGUUCACUACCACGCUGCUCAUUGUCUUCUUCACUGUGUGGGUGUUUGGUGGUGGAACCACACCCAUGCUGUCCUGGCUGCAUAUCAGAGUCGACGUUGAUCCAGACCAGGACCUGCAGCCCUCUGCGGACAGCUUCCAGGUCUUACAGGGGGACGGGCCCCAGGCUGAAGGUCAAAGUAAAACCAAACAGGAGAGCGCAUGGCUCUUCAGACUGUGGUACACGUUUGAUCACAAUUACCUGAAGCCGAUUCUGACCCACAGCGGCCCUCCUCUCACCUCCACUCUGCCCAGUUACUGCGGGCCGCUGGCGAGCUGUCUGACCAGCCCCCAGGCGUACGAGAACCACGAGCAGCUCAGAGACCCCGAAUCUGACCUGAUCCGUAAUGAUGCAGACCUGACCUUCAUGUUCGGUGACACUGCCAUCACAGCCAACGGGGCAUCGGGCGGUGGGGCUGAUGCCGCUGGGGGGUCGGGCUGGAGUGCGAAUGGGAAAAGGAGUGGCAGCACAUCAGAGGAGGCGCUGGAGCAUGAGCUGGACUCCCGCGAGCAGGAGCUGCUGAGCCGAGGAACUCGCCUCGUUUUCCCCAUCGAGGAUAACAUCUGACCCUGCCUCCCACCUCCCUGCCCUGACCUCCAGUCCGCCUCGCCCUCAGCUUUCUCCACAUCAGGGGGCAGGCAGCCCUUCAGCGAUAAGACAGACUUGAGGAAUGAGAGUAGACAGGAGUGGGGUGGGGGGGGCUUCAGAGUGACUCUGAGCUCCCUUUGGGAUGGGGGGGGCUCAAGCUUUGUUUUUAUCCUCAUUACAGAAAUGGAGUUUCCUAUGCAGGAGGCACAGUCCUCCAGAGCAUCAGGAGGGCAGAACUGCAAGUUUUCCUCUGAAUAAACAGAAGAGAAACUGGUAGGCAGGACAGGGGGGGGGGCUAAAGAAACCCAUGCAACAUUCAGCCUGCACUUUUCAACAUGCAACACUUCAGCUGGAGAAGAAAAAAGUUUUAAAAAGUCAUGCUGAAAGGCUUCUGUGCGUUCACCUCCAUCUGGACGCUCAAACUUUAAAGAUGAAACAAAGCUCUUCAUGCAUUUGCUGUGUUUGUGACAGAUUGAGCUCAGAGGAAGGACGUGGACACGCCCUUCCUCUGAGUGUGCUCCACACAGCAUCUGGAUCUUCUGGUUAAAGACCUUGUUUUAUUUCAUUAUGUCUUAUAAGAAAAUACUGAUUUCCCAAAAGAGCCCUGAGAUGUGCAGUCAAACACAGUUCAGCGAGAAUGAGUCUUCAUCACAUUUUUAAGCCUUUGCAAAAAUGCCACCAAAUUUAAGGAUGUUUUAAAAUGAUCAGAAGCACCAGUGCAGCUGAAAAAUGCUUUCACUGAUGAUAAAAGUGCUCAAGACUUUGUUGAAGCAGCAAAAAACCUGAGAACCAGUUUGAUGCCUGAAUGAUUAAUUUAAGCUCUUAACAUCCAUCAGGUCACCGGUGACCCAUCACAGGGUCAGAGGCAGAGUUUGGUUAACAUCCAGCCCUUUUCAACCCUUUCUGUCGUGUUUUGUCAAAAAACAUCUGAGACUUUCUGAAAAUUUGCUUCUUUAGCAUGCUGUUAAAACUAAACUCAGUUCUAACCCUAAUCUGAGCUCUGGACAGGUCACCAGUGAGCAGGAAGGUGUUGAAAACUUACCUGAUUUACUAACUGAUGCAUUCAUUCAUUUUCUUCACAAAUAAAAUUUUAACCAUUAGAGAAAAAAGUUCCAUAACCAUCUCAAAGAUAUGUCUUCAUGUUGGGCUGCUUUCAGCACCGCUGGUAUUUGUUUAGACUCUUUUCUAUCUGAUUGAUCUUUCUGUGUUAACUUCAAUAGUUACUUCCUCCAAACCUUCAACAUGUCUGUUAGACCCCAUUCUUACAAGACUGCUGAAAGUUCUUCCAUUAAUUAAUCUUAAAUAUGAUCAAUCUGUCUUUAUUAGUUGGCGACAUACCACAGGCUUUUAAGGUGGCAAUAAUUAAAAAAGCCAUCACUGACCCAGCUGUCUUAGCUAAUUAUAGGCCAAUC
This is a messenger RNA of Archocentrus centrarchus (flier cichlid), 3765 nucleotides long. RefSeq names its product solute carrier family 9 member 7 (gene slc9a7). The record is from RefSeq and is a predicted model, not a curated record. The coding region runs from base 182 to 2332 and encodes 716 amino acids. Gene Ontology annotation, molecular function: sodium:proton antiporter activity; potassium:proton antiporter activity. Gene Ontology annotation, biological process: proton transmembrane transport; sodium ion import across plasma membrane; regulation of intracellular pH. Lineage: Eukaryota; Metazoa; Chordata; Actinopteri; Cichliformes; Cichlidae. The transcript is spliced from 15 exons. Gene Ontology annotation, cellular component: plasma membrane; recycling endosome.